AUGCCCAGCCCACAGACAAGCCCAUCAGGAGGGAAAGUACGCCACUGGUUCCAAGUCGCACGAGAACGUUUCAAAGCAACCAAGAUUGGUGUGAGCGGUUCCAUGGUCCAGGUCCGGGCCACCAAGAUUGCCGCGCAGAUGAACAAGACCGACUUUAAGGCGACCAACGGCUGGCUACACCGCUUCCUCAAACGCUACAACUACACUCACGUCAAGCUGCACGGAGAAGCUGGCGAUGUGGACACGGCGAAGGUGGCCGAGGAGAUAGAGCAGAUUCGGGAGCAGCAUAAGGAGUUCGAUGUCGAGUUCAUCUUCAACAUGGACGAGACGGGACUUUUCUACCGCUGCUUCCCGCGAGUGCCAGUACAAGACGGAGAUGGUGACCAGGCUGGCGGACCUCAUCGAAGACUGGGACACCGUCCGUGCACGAAAGAUCCGAAGGGGUUGCCGGGGCCUCAGUGAUGCAGGGCAGGCAACAAUGCUGGACGUCACCGAGAUCCUC
Messenger RNA from Ectocarpus siliculosus, 502 nucleotides. NCBI's taxonomy places the organism in Eukaryota, Phaeophyceae, Ectocarpales, Ectocarpaceae. The record is from the annotation of a GenBank genome assembly.